Messenger RNA from Symbiodinium sp. CCMP2592, 2481 nucleotides. Lineage: Eukaryota; Dinophyceae; Suessiales; Symbiodiniaceae. The record is from the annotation of a GenBank genome assembly.
AUGUUUUUGGACGACCUGGCCCCGCUGAAAACAGAAGCACGGGGCAAGGUGUGCGAUGUUGUUCGACACAUCGUCACGGGACGGCUUCGUGAGUGGAAUGUGCGGCCGGAUCCUCCACCGAGACAUCCGGAGUUGUGGAAGCUGAGCGUUGAGGCCACGAAGGUGACCAACGGUGCUUUUUUGGUCUGGUGGGUGCAACUACGACCCGAGGGCAGCACAGCGGAGCAAGUCGUGGUGAUCUCCCGGCUGUGCAAGGCUGGUGAUCUGAAGGACGCACAGGAGGCGGCGGAGACUUUCCUGCGGACAUUCUCGGACGAUGCCUUGAGCUUGGCCCUGUCCCGGGACGUCGAUGGCAAAGUCAAGCCAAGGACGGUGACGCUACCAAGAUCCUUCCGCCUCCGCCGGAACAUAGCCGAGGUCAUGGGAAGCAGUGGUAGGCGCCCCAUCUCCCUUCAGAAGCGCCACAGGAUCACGGAUAUUCAUCUGAAGAUGUUGAAGGAGCACAGCCUCCGGAGCCUGCAGCUACCAUAUGUGCUGGACUCUGAUGAGGAGGCGGCCUUGCACAAGGUUAUCCACGAGCCUUUGUUCCUCCUGGGCCGCUCUGGCAGUGGGAAGACAAGCGUGCAGACGCACGCGCUGUAUUGCUGGCACAAAGCCCCGUUGGCGUGGUUCGAAGAUGCGGCUGAAAAGGCGGGCCCCGUGAUGCUGGUUACACGCUCUCCGCUGCUGGCAUCAGCGAUCCAGAGGUGUUUCCAGCAGAUGUGUGCAGCCCUUUCAGCCCUUCGAGCGGCCGGUGGUGAAGGCGCAGUACCGCAGACAGGAGCACAGGAGGUGGAGCUCGGUGUCACAGAAGACACAGAUGCAUUCGACAAGAUGCCACGGUCCUUCCGGAAGGAAGACUGCGAUGCGGACGAGCGGGUCCUCAUCGCCAGCUGGGGCUCUUUCUUGAUGACGGCCGAUGCAUCCCUUCCUGGAGACCGAUUCUUCAACCACGGCGCCGGAGAGGAAGGAAAGGUGGAGAGAGCCCUGCGCAAAGCGAAAGGCACGCUGAUGGCACAGGACCGCUUCCCCCAUUUGCCUGGAGAUGGGCGCUACCUCCUCGACGAGGAGAUGACGUACGAGUAUUUUGAAAACACCUGCGGCCCCAAGCUCAUCGGGCGCUUGGAAAAGAGCGAUUCCCUGUACGUGGUCUACAAGGAGAGAUGCUGGAAGCUCCGGAAGCUGCUUUGCGAACCAAGUCCUGAGAUCAUGACUGUGAUCCGUGGGAGCCUCCACGCCGUGCGUUCUUCGGGCGGGCACCUCACGCGGACGGAAUAUGUCUCCGGCUACGAUUCUUCAGGAGAGCGUUUGGCGGAGCUCCGCGAUUCCAGCAUCAAAGAGGAGUCGGUGAGAUCCCGAAUCUACGAUGCCUUCGAGUUGUACGAGAAGUUCAAGGCAACUUGCCCGAAGUACGAUCGGGUUGACCCUGUACGAAGCAUCACCCAGAGGGCGAAGAAGUUCCGGCGCCCCGCGAGAGCAGUGGCCCUCCACAUGCUGUCGGCGGUGUUCGUCGAUGAGGUUCAGGAUCUACUGCCAGCAGAGAUCCUCCUCUUACGACUGUUUUGCCAGUCCAACACAGCCUGGGUUUUCGCCGGCGACACUGCCCAGACGAUCAGCAAAGGGGUGGAUUUCCGCUUUGAGAGCAUCCGGCGCCUAUUUUACGAGGAGUUCUUGGCCGGGAAAGACUGGGAGGAGGACAAGGUACACGUGGAGGUGGAGUCAUGCUCAUUCUGCAAGAAGCAAAUCACAGAAGACGGCGGGGUGAGGAUGGAAUGCAACUCUCAUUUUGUGGCACACAAUAAGGUACUUUGCGGCAAGGAGGCCUGCAGAAGGGCUUUGGAGAAGCAGUGCGAAGAUGCUUUGAAAGGUGCUUCUGCUGGUGGCCGUAAGAAGGCUGAGUGGGCGCAGGCUCGCAGCCGCCUGAGCUGCCCUCUGCCUGGUUGUGGCAUGUACAUGAAGGAGACUUCGAUUGCGCCGCCUCCAAUCAAAGAUGAGGGGCCGACUUCGUCUUCAUCCGUCGCUAUUAGGCAGUCGUUCGGCUCCAUCCCCGGCAUACAUCACCUCACUUUCAACCAUCGCAGCACAAGGGGUAUACUGGAGCUGGCGGCCUCCAUUAUCGAUCUCCUGGUGCAGCUGUUCCCAGAGAAGAUCGACCAGUUGCCGCGUGAGGUCUCCACGGUUGAUGUACCCCUCAAACCUGUGUUCAUCUGUGGCGUACCGUUUGAGGAGACUUUGGACAUCAUCUUCAGGCAGAACCAGAAUCAGCAGCAGCAAGUCCUGGAGUUUGGGGCCCAACAGGCUGUCCUUGUCUGGAGCGACGAGGCCAAGCAAGCUGUGAAGGCUCGAUUCCCGAUGUCGAUCGUGAUGAGCAUCCAUGAUGCGAAAGGCCUGGAUGUUCUCAUGGCUAACCCUUUCAGCGACAUGAUGGUUGCCAGCGACUAG